AAUUAUACAGAGUGGGCAGGCCCCCACUAAAUGUUUAGACGCACUUGGCCUUCAGUUCGGUAAACAAUGUUCAUCACUCGUGGUUUUCCAGUAUUAUUAGGUCUGCACGAUGUGGUGGAUAAUAGCGGUCGUAGCAACCGUUGUUUUGGGGUACCGGCUACUGAUUCGCCCCCACAGACACUGGUUGGAAAAGGGGGUUAAGCAGGGAGCGCCCAGAUUUAUUUUUGGAGAUUUCGUGGGAAUGGUUUUGCAAAAACAAUCCCUUGGGGAAAUGGUCAAAACGGUUUAUGAUAGGUGUCCAAAUACCAGGUACUCAGGCUUCUACCAACUUUUUACACCAAUUUUUGUCUUAAAAGACCCCGAUCUGAUAAAACAAGUCGCCGUCAAAGAUUUUGACCACUUUCAAGACCACCGGACUUUUAUUCCAGAAGGUAGUGACCCAUUAUGGGCUAACAAUCUGGUUGCUUUGACUGGUAAAAAGUGGCGCGACAUGCGAACAACCCUCAGUCCGGCUUUCACCAGUAGUAAAAUAAAGUACAUGUUUACUUUAAUAUCACAAAGUGGUGAACAAUUCGUACAAUAUUUUUUGAAAAAAGAGGAAAGUCUUAUCACUAUUGAAAUGAAAGAUAGUUUCACUAGGUUCACGAAUGAUGUCAUUGCCAACACUGCUUUUGGAGUAGAAUGUGAUUCUUUAGAAGACUCGAACAACGAAUUUUAUACCAUGGGAAAGAAAGCUACAGAUUUGAGUAUCUGGAGGUUCAUUGGGUACAGUUUAAUGCCUGGACUCUUCAAGCUUUUGAAGGUAACACUAUUUUCAAAAGAAGUCAGCGACUUUUUCAGUAAUCUGGUCGAAACCAACAUCCACAGUCGCCAAAAACACGGAAUUGUAAGACCUGACAUGAUCCACCUUCUCGUCGAAGCUCGAAAAAACGGGUUCAAAGACGAAGAAACCGAACCUAUUCAAGACACAGGUUUUGCAACUGCUGCAGACCAUGAUGUCAACAAAACCCCCAAAAACACCAAAAUAAAAAUCACCGAUCAAGACAUAGCUUCUCAGGCUUUAAGUUUUUUCUUUGCCGGUUUUGACUCAGUGUCUGCACUCAUGUGCUUUAUGUCUUACGAACUGGCUCUUAACCCGGACGUCCAAACGAGACUUAUACAAGAAGUAGACGAGACUCUGGAAGCUUGUAAGGGUAAACUUACCUACGAGAAUCUUCUUGGUAUGAAGUAUAUGGAUAUGGUGGUCUCUGAAACUCUAAGAAAGUGGCCCAGUUCAGUUGGUGUGGAUAGGGUUUGCACAAAACCUUACACCAUCGAGGCUAAAUGCCCUGAAGAGAAACCUGUUCACUUGGAAAAAAAUGAUGUUGUAUGGUUACCCAUUUUUGGGCUUCAUAGAGACCCGCAGUAUUAUCCAGAACCGGAACGGUUUGAUCCCGAAAGGUUUAACGAUGGAAACAAGGUCAACAUUAAACCGUACACGUAUUUGCCUUUUGGACAUGGACCUAGGAAUUGUAUUGGUUCCAGAUUGGCUCUCUUAGAAGCCAAAACGUUAUUCUUUUGUGUUUUGUCACAUUUCGAGAUAGUUCCUGUCGAGAAGACACAAAUUCCUUUAGUUUUAAGCAAGAAACAUAUAAUUUUGUCGGCGGAAAAUGGCUUUUGGUUGGGGCUUAAACGACGCUCACAUAAAAGUAGAAAAUAAAAAUAUUAUUGUCGACAGAAAAA
Zophobas morio is the source of this 1722-nucleotide messenger RNA. RefSeq names its product cytochrome P450 9e2-like. NCBI's taxonomy places the organism in Eukaryota, Metazoa, Arthropoda, Insecta, Coleoptera, Tenebrionidae. Gene Ontology annotation, molecular function: heme binding; monooxygenase activity; oxidoreductase activity, acting on paired donors, with incorporation or reduction of molecular oxygen. The coding region runs from base 110 to 1699 and encodes 529 amino acids. The record is from RefSeq and is a predicted model, not a curated record. The transcript has 3 exons.